GGGGUGGGAGUGAGGUGGAGGCGGAGGUGCGGCGGGCGCGGAGCGCGGGGCCCGGGGCCGAGGCCGUCCCUCUGUCCUACCCCGCCAGGCCUGCGACUGGCCGCGCUGGCCUCUCGCCUGUUCACAGUCUAUAAAGAUAAUGUCUUUGUUGGAAACGUGGAUCAAAAUGGCACAAGAGAGGAAGCAAAUCAGCCGUACCCCUGCUCUCCAAGACGAGCCAGGCUAACAUUAAGAUGUAUUUCCUUCCAGUCCGUUUUACCAACUAUUUUGCCAACCAUGGCAUCUGGAGAUGACAGUCCUAUCUUUGAAGAUGAUGAAAGCCCUCCUUACAGCCUGGAAAAAAUGGCAGAUCUCGUAGCUGUUUGGGAUGUUGCUUUAAGUGAUGGAAUCCAUAAGAUUGAAUUUGAACAUGGAACCACAUCAGGCAAACGAGUAGUGUACGUAGAUGGCAAGGAAGAGAUAAGAAAAGAAUGGAUGUUCAAAUUAGUAGGCAAAGAAACCUUCUGUGUUGGAGCUGCAAAGACAAAAGCAACCAUAAAUAUAGAUGCCGUCAGUGGUUUUGCUUAUGAAUAUACUCUGGAAAUUAAUGGAAAAAGUCUCAAGAAGUAUAUGGAGAGCAGAUCAAAAACCACCAAUACUUGGGUAUUACACUUGGACGGUGAGAACCUUAGAGUUGUUUUGGAAAAGGACACUAUGGAUGUAUGGUGCAAUGGUAAAAAAAUGGAGACAGCAGGUGAGUUUGUAGAUGAUGGGACUGAAACUCACUUCAGUAUCGGGAGCCAUGACUGUUAUAUAAAGGCCGUUAGUAGUGGAAAGCGGAAAGAAGGGAUUAUUCACACUCUCAUUGUGGAUGACAGAGAAAUCCCAGAGACUUCCUCAGUGACUUCAUCUUAACGAAUUUUAACCUUGGGAAGUAAAGAUUAGGACUUUUAAAUUACUGUGGUAAUUUACCUGGUUGGUAUGUACUCAUCUGUACAUUUAAUCUGCAAUGUUUUGAUUUUGUUACUUAGAACUGUAACAUUCCAAGGGUCAGGGAAAAAACAAAUUAUGUACAACCAUGAAAAUUACAAUUUACUUUGUAAAUAAUGUUAUAUGUUUUAAAACCAAAUGAAAAAUGAGAUGUGGACCAAAGACACUAAUGUUUUAUAUUAGUAAACUUUCCUAUAAUAAACACU
Molecule: messenger RNA, 1175 nt
Organism: Nycticebus coucang (slow loris)
Lineage: Eukaryota; Metazoa; Chordata; Mammalia; Primates; Lorisidae
Gene: FAIM
Product: Fas apoptotic inhibitory molecule
Exons: 6
Coding region: 277-894 (205 amino acids)
Biological process (GO): positive regulation of neurogenesis; canonical NF-kappaB signal transduction; negative regulation of extrinsic apoptotic signaling pathway via death domain receptors
Source: RefSeq, a predicted model, not a curated record